GAUAGAGAGGGAGUGAGUGAGUCUGCUGUGGUGGUGUUAGAAAUCGGACGACAUGAGCUCUACAUGAAGCUCGUAAAAAUGCUCUAAGGACGCGUUGUCUUUCAUCCGUCUCAACCGAGGACGAGCCUGAAGCGGAGCUGCAUCCUUCACGACCAGGUGUAACACUGUCUUAAGCCUGAGGGGGGCAGAAUGCCGGAGCAGAGCAACGACUAUCGUGUGGUGGUGUUCGGGGCGGGUGGAGUAGGGAAGAGCUCCCUGGUCCUGCGCUUCGUGAAGGGCACCUUCAGGGACACCUACAUCCCCACGGUGGAGGACACCUACCGCCAGGUGAUCAGCUGCGACAAGAGCGUGUGCACGCUCCAGAUCACCGACACCACGGGGAGCCACCAGUUCCCCGCCAUGCAGCGUCUGUCCAUCUCCAAAGGCCACGCCUUCAUCCUGGUCUACUCCAUCACGAGCAAACAGUCCCUGGAGGAGCUCAAACCCAUUUACCAACAGGUCCUGGCCAUAAAGGGCAACGUGGAGGCCAUUCCCAUCAUGCUCGUGGGCAACAAGAGCGACGAGACCCUGCGGGAGGUGGAGACCAAGGAUGGCGAGGCCCAGGCCAACCAGUGGAAGUGCGCCUUCAUGGAGACAUCGGCCAAGACCAACCACAACGUCACCGAGCUCUUCCAAGAGCUGCUCAACCUGGACAAGAAGAGGAACAUGAGCCUCAACAUCGACGGCAAGCGCUCGGGGAAGCAGUCCCGCGCCGAGAGACUGAAGGGCAAAUGCAGCGUAAUGUAAAACCUGGAGGGGAGGAAAAGGGGGAGGUGGAGGCGGGAGAGAGGGGAGGAAAUAAUGAAAAGGGAGGGAGAGGAAAGAAAAGGAAAUGGAGACGAGAGAGAAAACACAGACUCAUUAAAUGUUAUCACUCGGAGCUAAAUGUCUGGAAGGCCACCGAGGAAUCUCAUCAACCACAUCCUCCUCCAUGCGACUGGUGCGUUCACAAACACAAACGUUCCAUGCCGGGAAAAACAUAGCGGAUUUCAGACACCCACACGCAUUCUGAAUAUCGCAAAUCAAAAGUAAGAAGCGUGUGUCGCAGAAGGAAACCUGAGGUGGUCAUGGAGACCUCGGCCUGCGGAAAAGAACCCAGAUGACAGCAUCCCCUCCCGAAAACUGAAAGUUCCCUUCGGAUAUACACACACAUUUGACUUUCCUCUUUCACUUCUACACCCCUCAGUCCUCCCUCCAUCCCGGUCCCGCUCACACUCUAACAUCCCAGCUUCCCCAUCCUUCAAUCCUCCCCCCCUCCCCUCCUGUUAUCACCGCUACACAGAAACUAAAUGUGUGUGUAACAGAGUCGACGAAGUUAGUUCAAACCCUAUUUUAAGAUAAACGCAAAACGCACGACUCUGAUGUAAAUAAACGUGGGAUCUUUCAGUGAUUCCACUAGUGUCCACGUGCCCCCCCCCGACCCAGCUAUUGUGUCAGUCACCGAAGGUCAGAGCUUUUUGGCGAAAGGACAAAUUCACCCAUUUGAAGAUGAAAGAAAAAAAAAAAAGACUCCUCAUAACAUUUGUCAAUCUGUCAUCACAUCAACAAACUCAUGUGCAACCCUCUUCUCAUCCGGAGUGGAGAAGCGGCCGGGCACGCGCCACCGCCUCCACCUCCACCUCCACCUCCACCUCCACCACGACACAGCGAUGUUUCUGAGACUUCAUCCAGUGUCGAGUAAUAACCGUGGAGGGAAGGGAAGCUGGACUCUCAUCACAACAUGAAAGGAAAAAACAUAAACAUCUGCCUUGAGGACGAUACACUGGGAUAUUCGUUGCCGAGCUGAUAAGAAGAAAGCGAACUGGGAUGAUUUUUUUUUGGGGGGGGGGGGGGGGGGGGUUCUGUGGUGAAGAAUGUCCGUUUGCUUUGGCAAUUUUCAUGUGAAGGUUUCUCCUUGUUUGCCUUUUUUAUUUUUUGUCUUGUUUUAUGAUGCUCUUUAAAUUCAUGUUAAAAAAACAAAACAACAGAAAGCACAUAGAAGAGGGGGAAUAAAAAAAUAAUACUAAUGGAUGUAAAAGUAAACCCAUGCAGAUUAUUGAGUGUGACCUGAAUCUGUAAUUCUGUUUCCUCUUUGUUUUUGUUUUGCCUUUCAUGCGCUUAUCAGGAAACAGAAUGGGUCAAACAGACACACACACACACACACACACACAUAUUUAAACAUGCAUAUAGCAUGCGCCUGAAUGCAUUGAUGCAAGAGUCGGAAAAAAGAACACACACAUGCAUUGCUGUGGUUUUCACUUUGAGUAACAAUUUGUUUUGGUUUGAUGAAGACAAACAGGCCUCACUCUGCCUAGAUGCUCUCACAUUGCACUUAAUAUCAUAAAUAGACACACACACACACACAAACAUGUUUUGCCUACUGUAUGUUUUAAUGAUCUCUGUUGAACACAGGAUAUGUCCGAAGUGCAUAUACACACACACACACACACACACCUUUCUCACGUAGGAGCUCUAAAUCUUGUACUGUGUGUGCACUGGACAGCUAAAAGCACAAUACUUUUUUACUGAUAUAUUUGUUUGUUUGUACAUUUUUUUGUGUGUUUCUUUUUUUGUACACAUGUUUUGUUUUUUAAUUGUUUUGUCUCGUCUGCUAUUUUCCAUCUUUAACCUUUACUCUCUGGUCCUGAACGUAGAGGAACAAUCACCAUCACCAUAGUCACACGUAGCUCAGAGUCUCGAUUGUAAUGUUUUGUUUUCGUCAUGGCACAACGAGGUUGCGGUUCUGCUGAGCAACAGGGUAUCGCUGUGUGAUCCAUGAUUCCCUGUGGUCGUGAAGAAACACGUGUAUGUGUGUGUGUGACGUCACCCCCUGUACGAUGGCCUCGGAGGGUCCGAUUAUAUUGUCUACUUCUCUCCAUCUCUCAGGCGGUUUCUAACAAUAACUACUUGGCGGAUAAUCUGCUCCUGUACUGUUGAACCCAAAGACACAGACGAUGCCCCCUUUUAACCGUGUGUUCAUUUCUCUGGUCAAACUAAAAAAAAGAAACACAACUGAAAAAGAAAAAGCACAGCACAACUGUCUUUGCAAUCCGUCUGUCUGUCUCCCUCCGUCUCUACGUGUGCAGCAGAAUCCACAACUGGGCACUUUAGGGUGACAUUUUACUUGAAGACUUGCUUAUUAAUCAGCGCUGCCUCGUUUCUAAGCACCAUGUAAAAUGCCCCUCCCUCAUCACUCACGCCCACUUUAAACUACCUCCCACGCGGAGUUACUGUACAUAGGCAUAAGGUAGUUCAACGACACGUUAGGAAGAGCUUCAAGUAAGAUGUUACCCAAUGUAAAGAAAAAACCUGUACCCGCUGUCUUUCCGGGACUAUGUCCUUUGUAACCAGGACAUAUUGUCACAGUAGGAGGUUCAAUGUUGCUAUAUACUGUAAAAUACAGCUUAUUAACGAUGCUCAUGAUAUAUUGUAUUUGACACAUCCACUCUUCAGAUCAAUCGGAUAAUACUAGCAAAAUGUGAAUAUGUAACUAAAGGUUCCACUCCAUAGCUUUUCCUUUUGUUUUUGUUUAUUUUCCAAGUUGACAAUGAAUCCAUUGUUAUCGACGUGUUGUGUUGGGUCCUGUUAACGCUCAGAAAAGAUUUGCAUUGUAAACACACCCUUUACUCGUUAGACUCCAGGGAUUUUGCUCAUUGGUUUUUUUCCAUUUCCACCUGCGUUGUUUUCCAGAAACGGGAGAUCUGGGUUUGUCUUGUGCUCGUUUAAGAUGGAGUGAAAAGCACUGAAGCUAAAAAAAAAAACAACAACAACAACAACAACAGCUGGAAAUAACAUCUAACAGCCCUCAGACUCGCCUCUGGUCUGAUCUGAUGCCUAGCUACCGGCGGCGGGGGGGGGGUUGCACACGCUGCAUAAAUAUCAGCUCGACACGUCUGAUUGCCUCACGCAGAAUGCCAGAUUGCGAGCGCAUGUUUGUGCAAUGUGUUGUUCUGCUGACGUGUGUACAGGAGACUGUCGCUGCUCAUGUUCCCACGUGGAAUAUGAUACGGCGGGGCGGAAAAAAAACAAUGAGGCAGCGUUCGAGAGCGGCACACGGACAACAAGCCGGAGCGGGAGGGAAGGGAGCUGGGCUAUUAAUAGAAGUGGUGUGAAAAUGUGGAGUGCAACUGCACCAACCGUGGCCUGUGUACGACUCAAAUGUGUGUGUGUGUGUGUGUCCACUGAGUUUCCUCCCAUGGCUUGUCUCAUCUCAUUUAACAAUGAAGCAUAUUCACUGCUGCUGUGCGUGUGUGUGUUUUGUGUGUUUGUGACUAUGUGCGUUUAUCAGUGUAUGAAUGCAAUCACCUAUUUGCAUAUUUUGCCUAUCACCCUGGCCUCCAUAAGAUUGUGUAUGUGCUUGUGUGUGUUUACGUGUGUGUGCCCGUGUGUGGGUGUGUGUGCUGUUGUUGCACCAUCUUGUGAAGUGGCUGUCAGAUGUUUAAAGCUCUUCCUGUGGAGAAUGCCCACACAUUCUGCAUGAGUCAUCCUGCACUGCUCAGUACACACACACACACACAGUAUAUUCAGCUGUAUGGAAGCUGACCAUACAGACUGCAUGCCUUCAUGCACACCCACACAACUUGCACACACGUUCUAUUCACACAGGCCUCGUCACUGGCUGUUUCCUGCUCGUCGCUCUCCUACACGUCAGGUCUGCUCCUCCAUCCGUUCUCUGUCCGCUCUCCCCUGAAGCUCCCGAGUUUCUCUCACUUCCUUAAUUCCCUCACAUUUUUCUGUGAGUCGCUUGCGCUUCAACAGACUGAAGGUCGACACCGCUCACGCCCAAUUGUAGAUAGUUGUAAAUAGUGUUUAAAAGGACUUAACAUUUCAGAGAUGAGAGAAGAGGAGGAGGAAGAAAAAGGAAGCUGUGGGUGGAAGGUGCCUGCAUUUCUUUCUUAUAGGGAAAGUGUCCAUUUGGAAGCUUGCACUCGGCUCCAGAAGAGAGCUUCUUUAUGUCGGCUGCCAUGAAGUUAAAACUUUGGGCUGUUUCCAAAGUGUGCUAUAAUUUUCUCUGCAAGGUAAAAACGAAUAAACGGACACUUUGCAGAGACCCAAAGUGCCCAAUAUCCGAUGAAUGAAUAGAAUGAUCACAAAUAAAUAUCUACAAUCGACUAAUUCUGAAAUUAUCCAGUAAAUGUUCCAGAUUCAUCCUCCUUACUUUCCUAAUAACAACAGAGUUUUAUGUCAUUUUUAUUUAAUUCCAGCAGGUUUUAUUUCGGACGUCUCUUAUUGUCAUUGUUUAAGUGUUAUAUUUUCCUCAGUGGUAUUAUUUUAUAACACCACUUUUCAUCAAAGUCUUUGUCUAACCCUAACCCAGCCAAUUACAUAAUAGGAUCCUCUCGGUUUUGGAACAAAUUUGCACCACGAUGGUGUUGUUUGGUGAACGCAGACUUUGGAAGGAGGACAUUUGACGUUCAGAAUUGCUGGAAAGAAAUAAAAAAAUGUCAUGUUAUUGAGAAAAGAAGUAGGAUAAAGUGGCAUUUAAUGAAACUGAAGCUGGAUCGGUACCAGGCAAAGUUCACCUCAGAGGUCACUGGGGGACAGGCUCAUACUGCCGAGGAAGCUUGGUUCACGUGUGUUCUUCCAUUGCAGGGUGGGAAACACGACCAUGUGGCGCUGAAACAAAGAGAAAAAGGGUUGGACCCGAAAACACGAUAGAAAAUUUUAUUUGUCCAUCAGUCUCAUUUUUACCAACGAGGGCGGGUCACCUUCCUGUCAGAGGAUCCGGAGGAUAAUCAGCUCUGGAGUACCAGAACUGAAAAACAAAAAAAAUGCACCCCCUGACCCCGUUGACCUCGCCUGCUCACCCCUUUACUUCUCGUCUCAUUGGCUCAGGGGAAGGGGCAUAAAGUGUGUAAGUGUGGGGGGGGGGGGGGGUGUGGGAAAUGUAGUUUGGUACUAUCCUGUCGCUCUGGCUCUUCAUCCCUGCAUGGUCCCUUAUUGGUGUUUCAGCCAGCAUGAGAACAAGGACACAAACUGUGAAUCAUCUUUGUAUUUUUUUAAAUAAAUUCCUCAGCAGCAUUUACGGCUUCAGUUUUGCAAAUGGUUUAUUUCUUUUUAGCACUUGUUGUUUUUUGUAAAUUAUGGGAAAACGAAAAAUACUUCUGUUGGAACUUUUUAUUUAUUUAACUAAUUAUGAUGUAUAGAUAUUUAUUCUAGCAAUAGUCUUCCUAUUAAGAUAUACUGUGCUGAUGCAUCCUCUGAAUAACUGAAAUUAAUUAUAUAUAUAUAAUUAUAUAUACGAUCAUAAUUAUAUAUAUAUACAUGGUAAUAAUAAUAUUCA
Messenger RNA from Platichthys flesus (European flounder), 6301 nucleotides. RefSeq names its product GTP-binding protein Di-Ras1-like. The coding region runs from base 190 to 786 and encodes 198 amino acids. NCBI's taxonomy places the organism in Eukaryota, Metazoa, Chordata, Actinopteri, Pleuronectiformes, Pleuronectidae. The record is from RefSeq and is a predicted model, not a curated record. Gene Ontology annotation, cellular component: plasma membrane. Gene Ontology annotation, molecular function: GTPase activity; GTP binding; GDP binding. Gene Ontology annotation, biological process: signal transduction. The transcript is spliced from 3 exons.